This is a messenger RNA of Entamoeba invadens IP1, 1878 nucleotides long. RefSeq names its product mRNA-capping enzyme subunit alpha, putative. Gene Ontology annotation, molecular function: mRNA guanylyltransferase activity; ATP binding; polynucleotide 5'-phosphatase activity. The transcript has a single exon. Bases 1 to 1878 code for a protein of 625 amino acids. NCBI's taxonomy places the organism in Eukaryota, Evosea, Mastigamoebida, Endamoebidae. Gene Ontology annotation, biological process: 7-methylguanosine mRNA capping. The record is from RefSeq and is a predicted model, not a curated record.
AUGAGGAAGAAGACUGUGUACGAUGUUGAAAAUUCUAUAAGACAGUACGAAGAGUUUUUACGCCAAAUUACUCUGAGGAGCGAUUACAACACAGAAGUCGAGACAAGAUUUGGGACGAUCGAAAAUGGCCGUUUCAUAUCAGGCAUAAAACAAGAGGAGUUUCAUUCGAUCUUGGGGUUUGCGAAUCGUUCUGAAACACUGAAACAGACAGAGACGAAUACGACGGAACACAUCUUCAAAAAUGAAAGAAACGACACAGUAAGAGUUGUUGAUGCGAUUGAAAAUGGCGAAAAGGUGCGAUACGUCGAAGUCAAAGAGUCACUGAGGAAGGAAGAGAUAGUACUUGGAAGACAUGAAUACGGUCUUAGAGUUGCGUUAUCAAGAGAAACACAAGAAGCAUAUAACAGCGAUACUGUGUAUGGGAAAGAGCGAAUGACACGACAGAAACAUAGAUACACGUUUUACUUCGAGGACUUUUUCCAUGUUGAUUUUACUGAUGUUGUUCAACAUUCAUUUGAAGACGACAAGAAGACUCGAUCGUAUGAAGUUGAGUUUGAAUUUGAUUCCAACGUCAUUGCAGACUAUUUGGGUGAUGAGAGCAAACCAAGACUCCGCGAAAAGAUCACGAAGUACAUGGGAUACAUCAACAACUUCCGCGACUUGAUCAAGAAGUCCCAUGGAAACUACUUCAAAGACCUUGAAAUGAACAAAGAGUAUAGUUUGGGGUUUGCACUGUCGCGAUUUGUGUGCGACUCGAUCACCGGGACUGAGGGACAGUCUAACAAUUUUCCGGGUGCGAUGCCCGUCAAUUUUGGAAGGACAUCCUUUGAAAUUAUUCAGAAAAGUCCGUACAUUGUCUCCGAGAAAACAGAUGGUGUCAGGCAUUUUGUAUUAGUGACAGAGAAAGAAGUCUAUUUGGUCACCAGAAAGAUGGAGUUUUAUAAAGUCAACUUCCCCGAGUUUGUUGAGAUCUCUGGGAAGCAUGGUGUUUCAUUAUUUGAUGGCGAGAUUGUGAGAAACAUCAAUACUUUUCGACCAGUUUUGAUGCUGUUUGAUGCGAUGAUAGUCGACGGGUAUAACAUCACCAAACAGAUCUACAGCGAAAGGAUCAAGAAAAUUGAAGAAGUGGUUCAGAGGUACAAUGAGUUGAUACAAGAGGAUGAUGUGCAGAGUGAGAGUGGACUAUCGAGUGAGAAGAAGGUGCCUACUACGGAGAGAGUGUUUGAUAUCAUUGUGAAGACGUUCUUUAAAAAGGAGGAUAUCAAGAAGAUCUUUGAAAUGAUCUGCUUUAAUGACCAAAUUGAUAGUUAUGUCAUUCAAGACGAGUUGAGAUGCCAUAGGUCUGAUGGUAUCAUUUUUGCACCAGAUAUCCCAUAUCAACCGUUUGCAAAUCCUGGGUUGUUUAAAUGGAAAUAUAUGACACAUUGGACGAUCGAUUAUGGCAUCAAAGAGUACGGAUAUUAUGGAGAUAAUCGAGAGAUGUUGUUCACGGUCGACAGACAAAGAGAUAUCAUAAUGAGAGAGUUGAACUUUUCAAAUGCGGACUUGGACGCAUUUGACGAAGACAAAGAGAAGUAUGGGUGGAAUACGAGCGGAGUUGUGGAAACGUCGUUUGAUGUGUGGACGGGGAGAUGGAAAUAUUUGAUAUAUCGGUAUGAUAAGCCAAAGCCGAAUCAUAUUAGUGUGUGUGUUGAUACAUUAGAAGCAAUGGCUUGUAAUAUAUCCCAAGAGGAACUUAUUUACCGAUGUUCGGUACCACUUGGAGAGGACAGAUGGACCCAAUUGUAUUUCAACGAGCUUAAAAAGCAAGUUGAAGCGUUCCCAGAAAAGAUGAGACAAAGGUUAGAAAUGAAAUCAAAACAAAUGGAAGUCGAAUGA